Plasmodium gonderi is the source of this 2004-nucleotide messenger RNA. Its product is annotated as hydroxymethylpterin pyrophosphokinase-dihydropteroate synthetase. The transcript is spliced from 3 exons. The record is from RefSeq and is a predicted model, not a curated record. Bases 1 to 2004 code for a protein of 667 amino acids. Lineage: Eukaryota; Apicomplexa; Aconoidasida; Haemosporida; Plasmodiidae. Gene Ontology annotation, cellular component: mitochondrial envelope. Gene Ontology annotation, biological process: tetrahydrofolate biosynthetic process. Gene Ontology annotation, molecular function: dihydropteroate synthase activity; 2-amino-4-hydroxy-6-hydroxymethyldihydropteridine diphosphokinase activity.
AUGGAGAGUCCAAUUACCCUUGGAAACAACAAUAACCAAAGGAAUAUAGCAGUUUUAAACUUUGGGACUAAUGACAGAAGUAACUGUGUAACUGUUCUAGAAACGGCGUUAUACCUGACGGAGAAAUAUAUUGGCAAAAUUAUCAACAGCUCAUAUAUAUACGAAACUGUUCCGGAAUAUGUCGUUUUGGACGAAACAAUAAGAUUUGAGAAGGUAAGAGAAAAGGAAAUUGUAUAUGACAUUAAUUGGGUGAACGAUUUGGUUACAACUUUGGAAAGAUCGAGACACGAAGAAGGGGAUGAUUUAAUUUAUGAGUGUAAAGAACUUGAAAAGUUUUUAAAAAAUGAAAAAUUAAAUGAAAGCACUAUACAAGAAGUUAGUGUGGAAAAGUACGAAUAUGAAACAAAAAAUAUAAUAAGAGCGAAUGAUGAAAUUAUGAAAAAGAAUUUAGAACAAUUUAAAAAUAAAUAUUACACGAGUUACUUUUUUAACUUAACAGUUAUAGUUAGAAGUUUUGUUGAAGAUCCUUUAAGCAUGUUGAUAAUAUUAAAAUACAUUGAACAAAUCAUGAAAAGAAAGGAUGCAAAAAAGGACCUUGGAGAAAUAUUCGAAAAUCGUAUUAUAGAUAUAGAUAUUUUAUUUUUUAACAAUUAUACAAUUUUUGAAAAAUGUAUAAAUUUAAAAAAAGAAGACGUAUAUAAAAUUAUUACAAAAUAUAUUCAUAUAGAUAACAACACUAAUAAAAAACGUCUGGAAAUUAUCCAAAAUUUGAACGAUAAAAUUAAAUUCUUAUGUAUUCCUCAUGUGUAUACAAAGCGUAGGUACAGUAUCCUACUAUGCUUAAACGAUAUAAUUCCAGAUUAUAUACAUAGUACAUUAAAUGAGAGUAUUAAUUCAGCUUAUAAUAACUACAUUAACAAAUUUGAAAAAAUACAUUGUGUUAAUAUCAGAAAAAAUAAUAAGAGGUUAUAUGUACUGAAAGAUAAAGUAUCUCACCUAAAAGAAAAAACACAUAUAGUGGGUAUUUUAAAUGUUAACUAUGAUUCAUUUUCUGAUGGUGGAUUAUUUGUUAACCCAACCAAAGCUGUUGAAAGAAUGUUCGAAAUGAUAAAUGAUGGCGCGAGUGUAAUUGAUAUUGGGGGUGAAUCAUCAGCUCCUUAUGUCGUCCCCAAUCCAAAUAUUACUGAACGGGAUUUAGUAAUACCCGUUUUGAAAUUAUUUAAAAAAGAGUGGAAUAAACUGGUGUACGAUAUGACCAAUAAUGUGAUGGAUUCUCAAGGUGAAGAAAACAUGGCCCUACAAAAUAUGAUGAACACAAAACCAAUUAUAAGUAUUGAUACUGUGAAUUAUGAUAUUUUCAAAGAAUGUGUAGAUCUCGACGUAGUAGAUAUUCUAAAUGAUAUUAGUUCAUGUACACACAAUCCAGAUAUUAUAAAAUUAUUAAAAAAAAAAAAUAAGUUUUAUACCGUUGUUUUAAUGCACAAAAGAGGGAAUCCUCAUACAAUGGAUAAGUUAACAAAUUACAAUGAUCUUAUUUAUGAUAUUAAAAAUUACUUAAAAGAUCGAUUAAAUUUUCUUGUUUUAAAUGGGAUACCACGUUAUCGAAUUCUUUUUGAUGUUGGUUUAGGAUUUGCUAAAAAACACGAUCAGUCUAUUAAACUCUUGCAGCAUAUUCACGUUUAUGAUGAAUAUCCACUAUUUCUUGGUUAUUCGAGGAAACGAUUUAUUGCUCACUGCAUGGAGAAAAAUGGUACAACCAAUGGGCAUAUCAAAUUAAGCAAUGGAAAUAAAAACGAAGACAAAAAGGAUACAUCACAAAUAUGGAGAUUUAAAAUGAAUUAUAUGCGCCAAGACAAGGAUCAACUUUUGUAUCAGAAAAAUAUUUGUGGAGGAUUAGCCAUUGCUUCCUACAGUUUUUAUAAAAAGGUUGAUCUGAUCAGAGUCCACGAUGUUUUAGAAACGAAAGCAGUUUUGGACGUUCUCACAAAAAUACACCAAUCAUAG